This is a messenger RNA of Oppia nitens, 2026 nucleotides long. Its product is annotated as mucin-21-like. Lineage: Eukaryota; Metazoa; Arthropoda; Arachnida; Sarcoptiformes; Oppiidae. The record is from RefSeq and is a predicted model, not a curated record. Bases 69 to 1979 code for a protein of 636 amino acids. The transcript is spliced from 2 exons.
ACAUUGGAUCUAAUAAUUAGUUAUUGACUAAACAAUUCAAUCCAAACCACAACAACCGAACCAACAUUAUGACCACAAAGAGUGCCGGAACUAUUGUUGGCCACUCAUCGUCUAUGACGACGACGACGACCUCCGGGUCGACGGCCGCAGCAGCGGCUGCGGCGGCUGCAAAGUCCAAGAAAGUUGAAGUCCGAUGGCUAGAAUCAGAGUCGGAACUGUAUCUAAAACAAUGGCAACACCGAUAUCAUCAGUUAGUCGGUCUGGAACUUGACUAUCACGAGAUGUGUUUACUAAAGAAAUCUAGCGAAGACUUUGAAGACUGGUGUCUAUCAUCGGCUGCCGCGUCGGCGUCCAAAGCAUUCUUGGAUUUGGACAUUGAUUUUGAUUCUCUGUGUUCGAAGAGCGCCAACUUUAUGAUCAGCAACAGUGGCGGCGGUGGUGGUGGUGGUGUCGGUAACAACAAUAGCACCAACAGUACCAGUGCUGACAGUUUGGGCAGCUGUUCGGCCGGUACGGUAGGCUCAACCACCACCACUAGAGGGCCAAUGAUUACCGGCUUUGAUCAUAUAUUCUGGUCUACCGAUGAUCCGUUGAUGUCCACCACUACAACCAACGCAUCAAACGGCGGCGUCGCUAAUGGCUUAACCGUUAAGAAGAGUACGACUACUGGUAAUACUGGUAGUAAUAAACGAGUGAAGACUAGUUCGCUGUUUGGUAGUGACGGCCCAAUUGGAGGACAGAUCAUAAUGAAUAGACGGCGAAGCAAUAAUACCGAUAUGGAUGCCGACGAAGAGUCUGGUGGCGGCAGCGAUGGCGAAGAUAACGAUUCGUUUGAAAAUCUAAGACUACCGUCGAUUAAGAGAUUCAAGACAAACAAUACUACUAAUAAUAAUAAUCGGAAACGAGUGAACAAUAAGACAAAGACUGAAACAAUGACCGAUAAGGAGCGACAGUUUACCAUUGAUUUGAACAAACGUUUGGAACUAUUGGCUAAAGACCAGGCGAUUAACGGCUGCGGCGGUGUAAACGACCAAAAGAAUGGUAGCAAAACUACGACUACAAACAACAAUGGUAUCAAUAAUAAUACGACGACGACUAUCAAUGGUAACGGUCUGAGCCCAUCCAUGGAUGGUAGUAUCAAUGGUACCACCGGUGACGAGACGGCUGUACCCAAGAGCCGUCAGCCAAAGUCCAGACAACGAGACAAGACACGACCGCCCCGUCCGCGACCACCGCCCAUACGACGGCAGAUAUUCAAGUGCGAGCACGCGGGCUGCUCCUACCAAUCGGAUCGUAACUUUAACUUUCUACGACAUAAGCGCACCCACCGUAAGACAACUCCCGGCGCUGAUGGUGGCGAGUCUGGUUUGACUACAGCUGGCACACAAACAAUGACCACAUCCGCUGCCGCUACAGCUACCAAUGGUACUGUCAAAGUGUUGGCCAAUUUGUGUGUGGCUGUAAAAUCAUAUCCGAUUACUGCUGCCGCUGUUUCCGCCGCCGCCGCCAAUCAACUCAAUCUGACCGCUGCUAAUCCCAAAGUAUUUCAUACACAAACAUCCAAUACAUCGGACACUACAUCGUCUACCCUAUCGUCUCAUACCACUACCGACUGUUCUACCAGUACGACGACCAGUGUGGACGACCUAAACGCUCUGCUAUUGAGAACAGUGACGGCGGCUUCCAAUGCGGCCGCCGCUGCUUCGACUACCGAUAGCCCGACUUCCCAAUUACUAUUGAAAUCAUGUGAUACCACUGCCGACGAUACCAUUACCACCUCUAUCAUCUCCACCAUCACCACUACAAACGGCAUUAUCAAAAGCAGCACCAAUACCACCAACAAUAAGAGUACCGACAGCGUAAACGGAUCUACGAUAGCGACCAAUCAUCAAUCAACAACACCAACCGCAACCAUCAUCAGUGUCAGCGAUAUCACCAAAAAUCUCACUAAUGAACACUCAUAUCAUCAAAAUUCAUGAAAGUUAAGUGAAUGCUAAUCAUUAUGAAAGUGUUUUAUUAAAAAAAA